AUGCUUAGUCAGGGACCAGAGAUGGAAAAGCAAGCACCUGGGUCCCACGGAUGCUUUAGCUGGGAUGCAUGGAGAAAUCUGCUGUUGCCCCAGUUAAACAGGCAAUCUCUGUAUGUGUACGGCAGCGAAGUGGCUGUGGAGAAGGAGUGUAUCAGACAAAGAGAGAAAGGAGUCUUUGUCAUUCAUCCGUUCAGUCCUUUAAGAUGGUCGAAACUGAGCUCUGCUUUUUUCUUGUCUUUUUUUUUUUUCUUUUUCAGGAGUUACUACAUAAUGUGCAUGGUGGCCAUAACAUUUCUGAACCUCAUUGGGAUCCCGAUAGAGAUUGCUUUUUUGGACGGUCAAGGCGGAGUGGGCUGGGAGGGAUUUAACGUCUUCUCCGAUACUCUGUUCCUUGUCGACGUGGGACUCAACUUUCGCAUGGGGUUCAUUUCCGAGGACAACGAGGCGGUCAUUCUCGAUCUGAAAUCCAUUCGCCAAAAUUAUCUAAAGAGUUGGUUUAUACCAGACAUGAUCGCAGCAUUUCCAGUGGGCUACAUCUUGUUAAUUGCGGAUCUGCAAUAUCAUGACGAUUCUCCAUCUUCUAAAGCUAGUAAAAUGGUGAGGAUCCUUAUGUUCGUGCGGAUCCUCAGCCUGGUGCGUCUGCUACGUGUCUCUCGGCUGGUCCGCUUCUUUAACGAAGUGGAGAAAGUCUCGAAUGCCAACCUGGAGGUAGUUCGAGUUUUGUUCAGAAUCCUGUCUCUGUUCAUGAUGAUUUUUCUGCUCUGCCACUGGAACGGCUGCGUGCAGUAUUUUGUUCCGAUGCUGGAAGAGUUUCCGUCAGACUGCUGGGUCCGACGAGAAAACCUCAUGUUGAAUCUUCUGGAAAUCUAUAUGACCUCGAUGAAGCUUCCCAAAGAGCUGCGUAUGCGCGUCAGAAAUUACUUUCAGUCUCGCUAUGGGGGAAAGUGGUAUGAUGAAAAGGAUGUAUUAAACUGGGUGUCUUCAUCCAUUAAGGAGGAGAUCUUGAUGAUCAUGUGCUCGGGCCUUGUGAGAAGAGUCCCCCUCUUUUCCAACUGUGAAAUAAACUUCAUCAACGCCAUCCUUUUCCAUCUGCAAUAUGAGGUGUUUCAAGAGGGUGACGUCAUCGUAUAUCAGAACACCCCUGGUGAUCGCAUGUUCUUCAUCGAGCGUGGACAGGUCGUCGUGGAGACAGAGAAUUAUCAGAUAGAGCUAUGUGAUGGGGGCUACUUUGGAGGUCAGUAUGAAAUAAAACUACUUAAGCUAUUGUACUAUAUAUAUUAUAAUUCUUAUAUACAGUCAGAUGCAUAAUUAUCGGCACCUUUGGUAUGGAUGUAUAAAAACGGUUAUGGGGGAAA
Messenger RNA from Ictalurus furcatus (blue catfish), 1355 nucleotides. Its product is annotated as potassium/sodium hyperpolarization-activated cyclic nucleotide-gated channel 2-like. Gene Ontology annotation, molecular function: monoatomic ion channel activity. Bases 1 to 1308 code for a protein of 435 amino acids. Lineage: Eukaryota; Metazoa; Chordata; Actinopteri; Siluriformes; Ictaluridae. Gene Ontology annotation, cellular component: membrane. The record is from RefSeq and is a predicted model, not a curated record. The transcript is spliced from 7 exons. Gene Ontology annotation, biological process: transmembrane transport; monoatomic ion transport.